Messenger RNA from Mercenaria mercenaria, 684 nucleotides. RefSeq names its product interferon alpha-inducible protein 27-like protein 2A. The record is from RefSeq and is a predicted model, not a curated record. Gene Ontology annotation, cellular component: membrane. The transcript has 3 exons. Lineage: Eukaryota; Metazoa; Mollusca; Bivalvia; Venerida; Veneridae. The coding region runs from base 94 to 426 and encodes 110 amino acids.
ACUGCUGAAGAUCUGCACAAGUAGGGAAACCGGUUGUGUUCGUCUAUAUAUGUUGCUGGACAUAAUCUAAUAAGCUGAAUAUGUAAUCUAGAAAUGAUUUCCAGAACACUAACAUACAUUCUAAUUGCCUCUUUGUGUCUGCAACCAACCGAAGGUUGGCUACUCACCAUUAGUCUUGGAGUCGCCGGAUUUGUUGCUGGUCCUAUCGUGGCCCCGAUAGCAUUGGGGGCAGCUGGAUUUGGUGCCGGUGGUAUUGCCGGCGGAAGUCUUGCCGCCGCCGCGAUGGCUUCAUACGGAGGCGCUGUUGCGGCUGGCUCUGCUCUUUCACUUGCUCAGUCAGCCGGUGCCGCAGGAAUAGGAUUGGCGGGAAAGGUAGCCGCAGGGGCUGUUGGAGCGGCAGUCGGAGCCUUGUAUGAGAAUUCCUAAUGUGAAAAUGGCUGAGAGUAAUUUUUAAUAGAACAGUUGCAGCCUGUUUCAAAAUUAGACCAUUGCUGAAUAAUCUUUGAAAUGUUGUUAAUUUAAUUCAAAAGUCUUUGAAUGAAUCGAAAAGAAUACAAAUAUAUUUCUAAUCGAAGUAGAAAAUUAUCUUUAAACGAAUCAAACGCAUAUUUUAUACACUAGAAAAUAAACCUUUAUAUCUCAUAAGCAAACCAGAUAUAUCUUAAAUACACGUUGUAAACUUGA